ACUCUAUACGUACUGUCAGCUCUACGGUGUAACGAGCACUGUGAUCAUCACACUUGCCUCUAUACGUGGAGUAGUUAAAUCGUAGAAAAUGGCAACUGUUGCAGGUGCUAUCGGAUGGGAAGAACUAAGAAAACAAGCUCAGCAUCUUGAAAAUGAAAUUGAUGCGAAACUUGAUGCCUUCAAUAAAUUGGGUGUCAAAGCAGGAUCUGCUCAUUCUAGUAGCGAUACUGUUCCUCUGCUCGAUGAGGAGCAUGUAUUUGAAAAUAUGGCUACAGAGAUAGAAUCGCUAUUCGCCAAGUUAUCUGCAGUAAAUGACAAAAUGAGUGAAAUAAAACCUGAUGGAGGGCAUAUGUUGCAUAGGAUACAACGUCACAGAGAAAUUUUAAAGGAUUAUAAAUUGGAAUUCAAUAAAACUCAAAAUAACUUCAUCGCCAGACGUGAUAGAGAAGAUCUCCUUAGCAGCGUGCGGAAAGAAAUCGAUAACUAUAAAAGUGGCAGUGGUCUCAAUAGGAGAGACCAAUACUUGAAAGAAAGUCAGCACAUACACAACUCUGAUCGAUUGGUCAAUGACCAAAUAAGUAUAGCAGUUGAAACACGAGAGCACUUGGUAUCUCAACGCCACACGUUCAAACGGAUUCAAACCCGUUUCAACGACAUCUCUAAUCGAUUUCCAGCUGUGAACAGUUUACUGCAAAGAAUAAAUAUUCGAAAACGCCGUGACUCUAUUAUUUUAGGACUGAUUAUCGGAUUUUGUACAUUUCUGAUGCUACUUUAUGCAUUUCAUUAAGUUGGAUUGAGUUGACAUUAAAAAAAAAAAAAAAUCUAAGACUUGGUACCAAAUAUUCGGUGUAAAUAGAUUCAAA
This is a messenger RNA of Neodiprion fabricii, 863 nucleotides long. It is a transcript of the gene Gos28, whose product is annotated as Golgi SNAP receptor complex member 1. The record is from RefSeq and is a predicted model, not a curated record. Gene Ontology annotation, biological process: endoplasmic reticulum to Golgi vesicle-mediated transport; vesicle fusion. Lineage: Eukaryota; Metazoa; Arthropoda; Insecta; Hymenoptera; Diprionidae. Bases 89 to 787 code for a protein of 232 amino acids. The transcript has 5 exons. Gene Ontology annotation, molecular function: SNAP receptor activity. Gene Ontology annotation, cellular component: Golgi membrane; cis-Golgi network; Golgi medial cisterna.